This is a messenger RNA of Filobasidium floriforme, 2514 nucleotides long. Its product is annotated as ferric reductase NAD binding domain-containing protein. The record is from RefSeq and is a predicted model, not a curated record. The transcript has 11 exons. Gene Ontology annotation, biological process: iron ion transport; intracellular iron ion homeostasis; copper ion import. Gene Ontology annotation, molecular function: ferric-chelate reductase activity. The coding region runs from base 255 to 2354 and encodes 699 amino acids. Lineage: Eukaryota; Fungi; Basidiomycota; Tremellomycetes; Filobasidiales; Filobasidiaceae. Gene Ontology annotation, cellular component: plasma membrane.
GAUCUGGGGGCUGAGAUGCCAGAAAUAGGACGUCGCUAACCUGGAACCGUGCCUUACGGAGCGUGAUCGGCGAUCAGCCAGGGUCCAUCAAUUUGUUGUUUGUGUCACGGGGGGGAGGUUCCGAUCGACAACGUCCGCCGCCGACGUCCCUCGGGAUCGAUUGCCGGGAGCACUGCAAAGGCUAGCUCCAGGUCGUUUCUAUUUUUUUCUCCCCCUUCGUCUCCCCUAAUCAGAUAGAGAAAGCACGAAGAGGGAUGCGCAGGCGAGUUGAGAGGGCCAUCCAGACCGGACUACAUAUAAACCUGGGCUGCAUCGCCACCCUCCUCGUCUCCGGCUUGGUCUUCGUCCUCGGCACCCACUACAUCCCGUAUUCGUAUCCUUACCCUUUAUCCGGAACCCACACUAUGGAUAGCGGAGCUGUUCACCUACUGGCCGCAUUGGCUAGCAAUGCCACAAAUGCCGCUGCUAACGGAACCGCAGCUGCAACAGCCGGUCACAAAGCCGGCGGGAAGAAGCCCAAGAAACACUAUUACUUUAUGGCGCGAAACAGUUGGGAGACAAUCGCCGGUGUCAUCAUCGCCCUCGCCAUAAUCAACGUAUUCACUCGCGGGUACGCCUACUGGCGAAGGAGGCGCCAUGCCAACCAGAGCGCGGCGAUGCUACUCGACAAGCAAGAAGGCUUGGCCAUGGUCGAUGGAAACCUCAAAGCUGCCAGAAUUCCUCAAGCGGGGGCUAGUGUCUUGCAAAAUCUGGGAAUGUGUACCACGCUACCAUGGUGGCUAGGCGGAGCGACUUUGGGUGAAGCGUUCUGGAACAUCGGUUAUUGCGCAGCGCUGGGUGUUUUUGCUUUCCAUCAGACCAAGCCCGAUGUACCCGGCGGUUGGGGCAACCAAGCCGGUCAUAUGGCAUACUCUCAGAUUCCCUUGAUCAUCGGAUUGGCGGGCAAGAACAACGUGAUCUCAUUCUUGACUGGUAUCGGCUACGAAAAGCUCAACUACCUCCAUCGUACUGCGGGACGAGCGAAUUUGUUUCUUUCCUGGAUUCACGUUCUGGGUCGAGGCUUAAAGGGUUACAAGGGAGGCUUCGCUCACGAGCUCAAGGAAGAGAACUACUUGCGAUGGGGAAUCGUGGCGAUCGUAUUCUACACCGUCCUCACUUUUGGGUCUUUCCGAGCCCUAAGGAACAGAGCGUACGAACUGUUCUUGCUCAGCCAUAUUGUGAUGGUCAUCUUUUACUUGGUCGGCUGUUGGCUGCAUUGGGCCAAGUUCAGCUACUGGGUUUAUCCCGGACUCGUGAUUUGGGGUUUCGAUCGUCUCGUGCGAGUCCUGCGUCUGGUCGUUCUCAACAAAAUGUGGAUGUUUCCAUCACGAAGGGUAUCCGAGGGACUCGCCGAUACCAAGGUUGAGGUGCUCGGAUCCGACGUUCUGCGUGUCACCGUUCAGCGUGGUGGCUUGUCGUGGCGAGCUGGACAACAUGCCUUCCUUAUCAUGCCUACCAUAUCCAAGAUCCCUUUCGAGGCGCAUCCUUUCACUAUCAGUAACAUCUCUGGUGUUGAAUGCCCAGAGGGACAGGCAACUUUCAUCAUCCGAGCGCGAGACGGUUUCACUAAGCGUCUGAUGGCGAGAGCCGGAGGGGAGGCUAGGAUUCCUGCAUACAUCGAAGGGCCUUACGGACAUGGCUGUUCACUUGACCAUUACGAGCAAGUGAUGUUAGUCUGUGGCGGUUCCGGGAUCUCCUUUGGGACUUCAAACUUGAUCGCCAUCAUCGACGCUGCCCGUCGAGGUGAAUCUGCCGUUCGCAGAGUCAAGCUCGUUUGGAUGAUGAGGAGUCAAAGACACUGGCAAUGGGUGCAAAACAUGAUCAUGCCUAUGCUUGUCGGUCUCCCCGAAUCAAUCUGCGUCGAAUUGGACUUCUAUGUGACCGCCAUGGCUGUGGAACCCAAUCCUACUGUCGAGGAGGCUCAUGAAGCGGCGGUUCAGCCCAUGCUCACUACUGAAGAGACCGACGAGGCCGCAGUGGUGCCCGAGGCGUCAUACGAGACAAGUUCGGGGGUUCACUCCGGCAGGUCAAGUGUGACGGACAUGGAGGAAAAGUUGGGAGUCGAAAAGGAAAAGUAUCGACCAGAGUCGAGCUUGGAGUCGAAUGCCGUCACCUGGCACAGCGGACGAGCCGACCUCCGUGUCGUACUGUCAGAUAUGGUCGAUGUCGCCACUGGUCCCGUCUCGGUCAAUGUUUGCGGACCUCGGACCCUGCAAGCUGCCGCUUCACAGGCUGUAAAGACAGUAGCUACCCCUACCGAAGUACUGAAGGGCCAACAGCGCAUCUCGUACUAUGCCGAGACAUUCGGCUGGUAAACGAAAAGCCCAAAAGCAUUGGGCAGCAUUUAUAGAUGAUGGACAAAGGCGGUGCCAGCAGGAUAGAUAGAUACCCACAUUGUGUAAUAGGAAAGGAGGACAGAACGAAUGUAACAGGUGCAUACGCGAGGCGAAAUGAAAUACAAUACAUCGAGAUCAA